Aspergillus fumigatus Af293 is the source of this 1236-nucleotide messenger RNA. RefSeq lists its product as uncharacterized. NCBI's taxonomy places the organism in Eukaryota, Fungi, Ascomycota, Eurotiomycetes, Eurotiales, Aspergillaceae. The record is from RefSeq and is a predicted model, not a curated record.
AUGUUGUUACCACGAAAGUCUAGGGUCGGGUCCAGUGGUCAUUCUUACUCCAGUUAUAACAACUCGCCAUGGAACGAAGAUGUUACAUUUUCGAUGUACAGCGUGUAUGGAGGCAGAUCGAACUUCAUCACGCAGCUCGCUUUCGAGUUCCUCACUUUGGGAGUUCUAUUUCUCUUCCUUUUUGGCUGUUUUUUCAUCAGACAGCCUAAGGCGCUGCCCAAGUGUCUGCCUAAGAAGGCUCUUGUCUUCGGGAUUUUGAGCUAUAUCCUCGCCGAGCUCCUUACAAUCCCUUACAUGUUCUUCUAUAUUUGCGAGGUCACAGUGAAGCAGAGCUAUGUUGUCAUGUUAAUGCUCCAAACGAUAUUCUGGCUUCUAGCCAUGUUUCUCAUAUUCUAUGUCUUCUACCGGGUCAUCCAAGCAUAUCUCAACCGAAUUGCGAACGGCGGCAAGGCAAUCUUUCCCGUGUCCAUACUGCACUGGGUUCUCCUAGGUGCUUUGGGAGUUCUCAUGGUGGUCAAUGCUGCCAUGUACAUUGCUCUCCUCGUCAUGGAGGUGAAUGGAAGCAUCCAACGGCAAAUAGUCAGACACUAUAACAAGAUUACUGAGGCUCGCAUCAUCGUCGAAUGGCUGAUGUCUCUGGAGGUUCUCUUGUGGACAACCUACAUCAUUGCGAAAUCGAAAUUUAGCAGCAAGACCGGAUCUAUAACCCUUGCUUUGGGAGGCUUCUUCCUCUUUGUGCUUAACCUCGAGCAGCUGAUCGUGACAAUCAUGUACAAUUUCGAAUCGAAGAUUCCACCGCCGUAUUUGAACAUGGCCGUCUCAAUCGUCUCCUUCUUCUGCACAGUCGGCAUAUAUUUUGGCCUCAUCUUCUGCUGUAUCCAAUGGUGCAAGGCCAGCAAGUUCUAUUCUCAAGAACAUGCUCAAAACGUCCAGCAUGCCCCAUAUGCACAGCACGCUCAGCAUAUUCAGUCUCUCCCUCCUCCUCCCCCUCCAGGUAGUUACGCACCUAUGUCCUCAUAUCAGCCAUAUCAACCGCCGUCACCGCAGCCUCCUAGCCAUCAAGCAUUCUCCGGCUACUCGAGCCCUACGAAUGGCGGCUUGAGCCCCGUGAAUGGUUACUCGAACCCGACGAACAGCAACGGACAAUUUCCUCCAGCAGAGCUCCACAGUGAGAGCGAUACUGGAUCCCACGGGCUCCCAUCUAACCAACAGUACCAACACCAUCCUCACGCAUGA